Hemiscyllium ocellatum (epaulette shark) is the source of this 4039-nucleotide messenger RNA. RefSeq names its product transcription factor Jun-like. Lineage: Eukaryota; Metazoa; Chordata; Chondrichthyes; Orectolobiformes; Hemiscylliidae. The transcript is spliced from 3 exons. Gene Ontology annotation, biological process: regulation of cell cycle; regulation of cell population proliferation; regulation of transcription by RNA polymerase II. Bases 125 to 1054 code for a protein of 309 amino acids. The record is from RefSeq and is a predicted model, not a curated record. Gene Ontology annotation, cellular component: transcription regulator complex. Gene Ontology annotation, molecular function: RNA polymerase II cis-regulatory region sequence-specific DNA binding; transcription factor binding; DNA-binding transcription factor activity, RNA polymerase II-specific.
GCGUCAACGGCUGAGGGCCGGCGCCACGUUCCCAUUGAGCGGAGCCGGGGCGCCGCUCGGGUCCGGACACCCGCCUCCUUUCCCUUUUCUCUCUCCCCCUCCUUGUUCGCCGGGAGCUGUCCGGAUGGGAACGCCUUUUUACCAGGAUGAGGCAGUGAGCGUCGGCGGCCGGCUCCAGACCGUCCCCAUCAUGAUGUUGAUGAUGGAGAAGAAAAGCGCGGCCGAGCGCGAGCGGCAGCAGCAGCCGCAGCCGGAGCAGGCGGACAGCCCGAGAGCAGGGGCGGGCGGCGGCACGCUGCAGCAACGAUCCCCCGAGCUGGAGAAGGCGGCGGACGGGGGCGGCCCCCGGCGGGAGCUGGAGGCCCUAGUCCAUCCCUUUGUGAAAGGUCGAGAAUUCCUAGAGGGAAGCAGAGAUCAAAUGGAAAACUCUCAUCCCUACUCACUGCAGGAUUUGCACAAGCAGAGCCAGCAUCUAGUCUUGCCUGGAACUCCGUGCUCCGCCCAUAGCUCCACUUCAGUCUAUCAUGGUAAUCUGCAUCUAACCCAGACAAAAGGAGAUGUUCCUGUAUAUACUAACCUCAGCACCUACAAUCCAAGCCUGCCUAACACUGGUCCUGAAAAUUACUCCACUGGCCAUGUUCCCUAUGCAGGUCCAGCAUCUGCACCGCACCAUUUCUCAACCUUGGCUCAGCUUAUGUGUCCAAAAUAUCAAGAGGAACCCCAGACGGUGCCUGAAGUAGGUCCACUGAAUGAAUCUCCCCCACUUUCUCCAAUAGACCAAAGAGGGCAGCAGAUCAAAGCUGAAAAGAAGAGACUGAGAAAUCGCAUCGCAGCAUCCAACUGUCGGAGGAGGAAGCUGGAGCGGAUUGCUAGACUGGAAGACAAAGUAAAGACUCUAAAGUCUGAAAACUUUGAAUUAACCUCAACUGCCAGUGUUCUGCGUGAGCAAGUGGUGCACCUCAAACAUAAAGUAAUGAAUCAUGUCAAUAAUGGAUGUCAAGUGGUCCUUGCUUCCUCUAACCUCUUAAAACCAGAAGAAAAUGGCAGUUUCUAAUAAAAUACCCUAUAAAUUUUAACUUGGUUAAAAUCAAAUUCUUUUGAAGAAUGCUAGUUUGGAUGCUUACCUUGACUUACCUUUGUAUCCUCCAUGCUGCUAAACAUGAUCAAGGUUAAUCAACUAAAAGAUUACGUGGAGCAUAAGAAAGAAGAAUAAAGAGCGACAACUCGAGUCCAGUGCAACUCCUGUUCAUAUCUGAUGUAAUUUCAGCUUUCUUGUGAAAAGAUUCUUGUUAACAUUUUAUGAUGAAGGGCUUAUGCCCGAAAUGUCGAAUUUCCUGUUCCUUGGAUGCUGCCUGACCUGCUGCGCUUUUCCAGCAACACAUUUUCAGCUCUAACAUUUUAUGCAUUCUUGGAAACUUAUUUAAAUGUGUCAAAUUUUUCUUACUGAGCCACAAAUUAACAUGUUGAGAGUUCUGUCUCUUUGCAAAGUAAGUUUCUUCACUCCCCCUGCCCCCAACAUGUUACUGAGUGAAAUUGAAAAUUUGUACAAAAAGAAUGAUCUGUGAUUUACCAACUGUCAAAUUGCAGAUUAUUUCCACCCAAGAGUAAUCUCAAGUAUAGUUAAGGCCAUGAAGUAUAAAAUUAUGAAUUUCUAAUUUAGAUUUUUAGAAUACCUUUGUGUUGCAAUUUUUAUACUGCUGAUGGUUCCUGCAUUCUAUUUAUAUGUUUGGGUUUCUUUGAAUUGGUGAUGUCAUUUCUUGUUCUUUUUCUCAGGGGGUGGUAAAUGGGGUCCAAGUCAAUGUGUUCCAACAGGAACUCUUAUCAUCAAACACAUUGACUUGGACCCCAUUUACCACCCCUUGAGAAAAAGAAGAGAAAUGACAUCACUAACUCAAAGAAACCUGAACAUAUAGAAAGCAGGAAUCAUCAGCAAUGCUUUGUCUGGAGGCUCACCUGAAGAUGUUAUCUAGUAUGGUGACAAAACGUCUGGAAAUGAACCUUCCAGCUCAGCGAGCAAAUCUACAUCCAGAACCUCAAUGUGAGCAACAAAUCAUCUUAAAGCUCGUUAAAAUCAAGAUACUAUCAAAUACACUGGGAGAAAUGUUUGUCAGAAACUAGGUUAAUACAAGAUGAUGAUCAAAUGAUUGGCACACUUGAGCAAGAGCUUGAUAUUGUCUAUUAUCACUAUUUUCUGCAAUUGUUUUGUUAGUAUCCUAAGAUUUUGUAACUUUUGUAUAGAUAUUGCAUGCUUUGGCAAUCUGUUGCACAUCAAUGCUUAAACAUUUGAAAGGAAAGUGUUUCACUAUUGGAAUAAAGCUGUUGUUGCCUGCAAAUUCGGGUCAUUCGCCCAUUCUCUUGUGUAGUGCAUAUGCGUACUUAGGGAGAGACUAAACCAAACUUGAUACUUGAGUUUCAGGGUCAAGCUCCUCUCUCAAGUUUGAGAACAAAACGUAUGUGGUCCAAGGAGUGCUAAUGCAUUUACAAUACUGAUCGAAAGACAAUACCUUGAAUGGUAGCUGUCAGAUGACUGGUCAAACCAAAGCCUCGAUAUCAAGUACCAUUAUUUGAAGAAGGGUCGCAGGUCCUUCUGUCUUAGCUAACACCUAAAACAAGCACAGUGGCACAGUGGUUAGCACGGCUGCCUCACCGUUCCAGAGACCCGGGUUCAAUUCCCGCCUCAGAUGGCUGAGUGUGUGAAGUUUGCACAUUCUCCCUGUGUCUGCGUGGGUUUCCUCUGGGUGCUCCGGUUUCCUUCCACAGUCCAAAAAUGUGCAGGUUAGGUGAAUUGGCCAUGCUAAAUUGCCCAUACUGAGUUGAAGGGGUAAAUGUAGGGGAAUGGGUCUGGGUGGGUUGCAGUUCGGCGGGUCAGUGUGGACUUGUUGGACCGAAGGGCCUGUUUCCACACUAAGUAAUCUAAAAAAUUAUUUCAACGUAUUUGAUUGCACAAUUGGAUGUCAAAAUUUUUCAAAUUUAGCUUUUCAAUUCCUUCAUUAUGUGCCGACACUUUGAAAGCAGAGUUUGCUGUAUUGGCUUGAAAUAUUGAGACCAAAGAGGCAUGAUAGAAGUAAGGUUCUUUACUCACUUAUGAAAAGCUUUUCUGUAUCUGUCAUAUGCUCUUGAGAUCUGCUUUAACUGGACAACUUAAUUAAAUUGAUUUUUUGAGUUUGUGAUACACUUAGUACAGUGGUGCAAUGUUAUUUGUAGAUAUUCACUAACUUAGUCAUUUAACUGUUAAACUAUCUAACUAAUUUUUAGAUAGUAGUCAAGAUGUUUGUGAAUUGCUUGCUCUUGUAUCAAGAUUGAAAUUGUUAUAAACAUCUGCCAUUUUCAGUGAUAUUUAAUACUUAAUGAUCAUCUUAUAUUCAGAUGAAAAACAUUUAAGAAAGAGCAUAAAUGAAGGCACACCAUGUGGCCAUGGUGGCUGAAAUGGACAUGGAAGAAAUGUGCCAAUCUCCCAGGGACUUUUAAUACAAACUCCUGAUGGUGUUGGGGGCAGGAGCAAAGAGAAGAGGUUAGGAAAUUCCCAUAAUUUGAGUCGUUAAUGACUUUAGUUUGUCCUUUACCAUGUCUUUUGUAUGCACUUAUGAUUAAAUGAAAAUGUCUACUCAAGAUUUAUGGGUUUAGUAAGUUUUACUCGUAGAUUACUGUAUUCUAUUUUAUGAAGUAUGCCAGUUUCUUUAAGAAUGAACUUUUUGUACUAAUCUGUUCAUUGUUAGGCUGCUCUUUGCUGUAAAACUGGGAGUAACUAUCAGCGUCUUUAAUGCAUCUACUGUAAAGGAUUUUAGAAUUGGUGUUCUACAGCACAGGAAAGGGCCAUUUGGUUCAUCAGGUCUGUGCUAAUCAAAGACAAACACCAUUGCGUAGUUAAUCUAGUAGUUCGGUGCUUUCCUCCAUCCAUGGGUGUCAGUGUUCAGUGAACUGACUUGUAUUCUGUGGUCACCUUUUUCAUUGGUCUGUGCUAAUUUCCUCUGAAUAUUUGCAGCAUUUGGGACAUUACUCUCAAUAAAGCUCCAUUUAAAAAAAAAAGUAUCGUGUUCUU